Molecule: messenger RNA, 651 nt
Organism: Symbiodinium necroappetens
Lineage: Eukaryota; Dinophyceae; Suessiales; Symbiodiniaceae
Source: the annotation of a GenBank genome assembly
AUGCAGGAGCAGGAUCCGACAUGGUGCACUUUUGCCGCUAUGGCGUACUUGGCGGCAACCGUGUUGGCCGCCACGUUGGGCGACACGAAUUAUUGGUACCACAUGCAACCAUACUACGACAUCGAGAACAUCAACUCCUAUCCUGAUGUUAGUCCUGCUCGUGAGCGAGGCCAGCAGCUGAUGGAUGCAGGACGCGUCUAUUUCGAAGAUGGGGCGUCUCUGGACGUGAGCAAGUCCAUGUCCUUCAAGAACUUGGAGAGGUACUGUGUUGCCCCCAUCAUCAGUGGAGCAGCGCCGCUCUCCUCCUACGACUUUUGGGCGGUCGGCGUCAACUGCUGCGGCGGCGCCCGAGGAGACUUCCGCUGCGGAGAGUACAACAACCCGAAGGCCCGCGCAGGGCUGCGCUUGAUGCGCGAUGACCAGAGGCCGUUCUUCCGGCUGGCAGUGCAGCAGGCCGAAGCGGCGUACAACAUCAAGGCGAGCCAUCCGCUCUUCUUCCACUGGAUGCAGGAUCCAGUCGCUGAGACGAUGAGCUACAAAGCCUCAGGUCUGUCCCAUGCGCUGAUGGCAGUGUCUGGCCACUUUGUGUUCAACCUGCUCUGCGUGGCCGGUGUGUCAUGGGCCUUCUCCAAGAUCUCGCACAAGUUCUGA